Messenger RNA from Protopolystoma xenopodis, 330 nucleotides. The record is from the annotation of a GenBank genome assembly. Lineage: Eukaryota; Metazoa; Platyhelminthes; Monogenea; Polystomatidea; Polystomatidae.
AACCGUGACCCUCCGCUCCCUUGUUUUUCUCAUCACCACCACCACCGCCGCCGCCGGUCGCGCCGUCAGUACCUCGCGGCGGUGUCCUCUGAGACGGCGGUCAGUUUGCUCCAGUGUCAGGUGACGAGUGUCAUGCCAAAGCCGGACGGUGGUACCGUCGUCAGCAUUGCAUCGACGGUGCGUCCAGUGGCCGGCGCGUCUGCCUCGCUGGCCGAGAUCACCGGCCUCAUCAACGCUGAUCUCAAGAAGGCAGAUCUGCAAAGUCCGGACAGCUCCGUCAACUUUGCGGACACCGGGCCGGCCUCUGUCAGCCUGCGCUGUAGGUCAUAA